AUGAACUACCAGCAGCAGCUGGCCAACUCGGCUGCCAUCCGGGCCGAGAUCCAGCGCUUCGAGUCCGUCCACCCCAACAUCUACUCCAUCUACGAGCUGCUGGAGCGCGUGGAGGAGCCGGUGCUGCAGACCCAGAUCCGGGAACACGUCAUUGCCAUCGAAGAUGCCUUCGUGAACAGCCAGGAGUGGACGUUAAGCCGGGCCGUCCCGGAACUCAAAGUGGGCAUCGUGGGUAAUUUGGCCAGUGGCAAGUCCGCCCUGGUGCACAGAUACCUGACGGGCACCUACGUCCAGGAAGAGUCCCCGGAAGGUGGCAGGUUCAAGAAAGAGAUUGUUGUUGACGGACAGAGUUAUCUGCUCCUGAUCAGAGACGAGGGAGGCCCGCCGGAGGGACAGUUCGCCAUGUGGGUGGACGCUGUGAUCUUCGUCUUCAGCCUGGAGGACGAGAUCAGCUUCCAGACCGUGUACCACUACUACAGCCGGAUGGCCAACUACCGGAACACCGGCGAGAUUCCGCUCGUCCUGGUGGGCACCCAGGUUGCCCAGAAGAUUGUGGCCACGCGGAAGAAGCAGCAGCUCUCCAUUGGGCCCUGCAAGUCCUUGCCCAACUCUCCCAGCCACUCCUCCGUCUGCUCGGCCCAGGUGUCGGCUGUGCACAUCAGCCAGACCAGCAACGGAGGUGGGAGUCUGAGCGACUACUCGUCCUCUGUCCCCUCCACCCCGAGUACCAGCCAGAAGGAGCUGCGCAUUGAGGUCCCUCCCACCACCAACACGCCCACGCCCGUCCGUAAGCAGUCCAAGCGCCGGUCCAACCUCUUCACCUCUCGGAAGGGCAGCGACCCAGACAAAGAGAAGAAAGGCCUGGAGAGCCGUGCGGACAGCAUCGGGAGUGGACGAGCCAUCCCAAUUAAGCAGGGCGUGCUCCUAAAGCGAAGUGGCAAGUCGCUGAACAAAGAGUGGAAGAAGAAAUACGUCACCCUGUGUGACAAUGGCGUGCUGACCUACCACCCCAGUUUACAUGAUUACAUGCAGAACGCCCACGGGAAGGAGGUUGACCUGCUGAGGACCACCGUGAAGGUCCCCGGGAAGCGGCCCCCUCGAGCCACCUCAGCCUGCACGCCCAUCUCUAGCCCGAAGACCAACGGCCUGGCCAAGGACGUCAGCAGCCUGCACAUCUCGCCCAACUCAGGGCAAGUGACUAGCGCGUCUGGGCCUCAGAUGGCAAGCGGCGUCAGCUUGGUCUCCUUCAACAGCCGGCCGGACGGCAUGCACCAGCGCUCCUACUCCGUGUCCAGUGCCGACCAGUGGAGCGAGGCGACAGUCAUUGCCAACUCGGCCAUCAGCAGUGACACAGGGCUGGGCGACUCCGUGUGUUCCAGUCCCAGCAUCCCCAGCACCACCAGCCCCAAGCUCGACCCGCCCCCCUCGCCACACGCCAACAGGAAGAAGCACCGGAGGAAGAAGAGCACCAGCAGUUUCAAAGCUGACGGGCUCUCGGGUGCCGCCGAAGCCAAACGCAAGGCGUGGAAACUAAACCGUGUGGGUAGCCUGCGAAAUAUUUACAGCAGCAGCAGCGCUAACGCCGAAGAGCAAGAAGAGAACUUUGAGUUUAUCAUCGUGUCCCUCACCGGCCAGACAUGGCAUUUUGAAGCCACCACAUAUGAAGAGAGGGACGCAUGGGUCCAAGCCAUCGAGAGCCAGAUCCUGGCCAGCUUGCAGUCCUGUGAAAGCAGCAAGAACAAGUCCCGGCUGACCAGUCAGAGCGAGGCCCUGGCCCUGCAGUCAAUACGCAACGUCAGAGGGAACGCGCACUGCGUGGACUGCGAGACGCAGAAUCCUAACUGGGCCAGCUUGAACUUGGGCGCCCUCAUGUGCAUCGAGUGCUCAGGAAUCCACCGGAAUCUCGGCACCCACCUGUCCCGAGUCCGCUCUCUGGACCUGGACGACUGGCCCAUUGAGCUCAUCAAAGUGAUGUCAUCCAUCGGGAACGAGCUGGCCAACAGCGUCUGGGAAGAAGGCCGCCAGGGCCGGACGAAGCCCUCCCUGGACUCCACGAGGGAGGAGAAGGAGCGGUGGAUCCGAGCCAAGUACGAACAGAAACUCUUCCUGGCAUCGCUGCCCUGCUCCGAGCUCUCGCUGGGCCAGCACCUGCUGCGGGCCACUGCCGACGAGGACCUGCGCACCGUCAUCCUGCUGCUGGCCCAUGGCACCCGCGACCAGGUCAAUGAGACGUGCGGGGAGGGCGACGGCCGCACGGCACUGCACCUGGCCUGCCGCAAGGGCAACGUGGUGUUGCUGCAGCUGCUCAUCUGGUACGGCGUGGACGUCAUGGCGCGGGACGCCCACGGGAACACGGCGCUGGCCUACGCACGGCAGGCCUCCAGCCAGGAAUGUGUGGAGGUGCUUCUGCAGUACGGCUGCCCGGACCAGCGCUUCGAGCUCAUGGCCACCCCAAACCUGUCCCGGAAGGGCGCCGACCGCGCUGCCAGCAGUGGCAGGAUGCCCACCAUUAUCUGACCGGCCCUGGGCGCUGCCCCGGACAGGCCCACGAGUGAGGCCUCUGCGUCCCCACUGCCUGCUCUCCCACCCCCACCCCACCCCCAGCCAAAUGACAGCCCUGCCGGCCCUCCAUCUGGCAAGGGGGGGAGGAGGCGGCUGAACCGAUUCCUAUUCCCUUGGCCUCCUGGCAGGAGGGGCCCUCGGAUGAUAGCACAGGACACACCCCCGGCCAAGGCCGCCUGGGGGGGAGCAGGGCAUGGGAGU
This is a messenger RNA of Echinops telfairi (small Madagascar hedgehog), 2763 nucleotides long. It is a transcript of the gene AGAP1, whose product is annotated as ArfGAP with GTPase domain, ankyrin repeat and PH domain 1. The record is from RefSeq and is a predicted model, not a curated record. Gene Ontology annotation, cellular component: nucleus. Lineage: Eukaryota; Metazoa; Chordata; Mammalia; Afrosoricida; Tenrecidae. Gene Ontology annotation, molecular function: GTPase activator activity; GTPase activity; protein binding. Bases 1 to 2517 code for a protein of 838 amino acids. The transcript has 18 exons.